Cadophora gregata is the source of this 1607-nucleotide messenger RNA. RefSeq lists its product as uncharacterized. The transcript has 3 exons. The record is from RefSeq and is a predicted model, not a curated record. Bases 166 to 945 code for a protein of 259 amino acids. NCBI's taxonomy places the organism in Eukaryota, Fungi, Ascomycota, Leotiomycetes, Helotiales, Ploettnerulaceae. Gene Ontology annotation, molecular function: peptidase activity. Gene Ontology annotation, biological process: proteolysis.
GUUGACAGUGUGGUUCUGUGAUGUAUAUAUCCAUGAUGAAUGCCGCCGUAGUUCACCAAAAAACCACACAUCGAGAUCAUGAAUUUCAAUAGCCUCAAGCUGUCCACAGCCAUUUACAGUUUCCAGUUUCUAUAAAUUAAUCAAAUUGUCAACCAUCAUCCCACCAUGGCAGCAACACCCCUCUCAGGCUCCUCCUCCGGUUACGCUCCAUUCAAGUACCCAGGCACCGGAUCAAAGCCCCUCCAAACAUAUUAUCGCGUCUUCGGAAACCUGCAAGGUUCAGUCACACCACUCGUAGUUCUCCACGGAGGUCCCGGAUUUCCUCACAACUAUCUCCUCAAUAUCUCAAGCCUAACACAUACGCACUCCAUCCCCGUGGUCUUCUACGAUCAAAUCGGCUCCGGCUUGUCAACAAGACUCCCAGAAACAGCAUCUAGGCCAUCAUUAUGGGAUGAAGAGAUCUUCUUCGAGCAGUUGCGACAGUUGCUUGCAUUCCUUGGUAUUGAGAAGCAGUACGAUAUUCUAGGCUCGUCAUGGGGUGGAAUGCUAGGCUCCGCAUUUGCGAGUACGAAGCCCCCGGGAUUGAGGAAGUUGAUCCUCUCAAAUUCGGCGGCGAGUAAGGCGCUGCCUAUUGCGAAUCGUUGGAAACUUAGGAAGCAGCUACCGCAGGAAAUGCAACACGUCCUAGAUCAUGCUGAUAGAACGGGAGAUUGGAAUUCUAAAGAGGUCGGUGCUGUUAUGCAGGAGUUUUCGGUUCGACAUGUCUGCAAGGUUACCCCACUCCCGGAAGAUGUGGUUGUCAGUGAGCGCUUGUAUGGUGAGGAUACCACUGUUGCAACUGCUAUGGGCGAUCACAAGGACGGAAAUCCGUUCGUUGCCACUGGGUUUUUUGCGACGUGGUCGAUGGUUGGGAGAGCAAAGAAUAUCGCCGUACCACUCUGCUGAUCAACGGCAUCGAUGAGUUCGCAUCUGGAGAUGCGAUGAAGCCAUUCUUGGAUGAGAUCCCGAAUGUUAGGCUAGUUACGCUCGACGGGACAACCCAUAGUCCCCACAUUGAGAAGAAGGACGAUUUCAUGAGGGUGCUUGGGGAGUUUCUGACAUCUUGAUGUGUUGAAUAUACUUUCUUGUAUGCUGCUUCAUGGAGUGUGAUAAAAGGAUACAUCGAAAUCAUUAGUGCUCAUCCUAGGUGCUUCUUCAAGCUCUUGAUUAUUGGCAUCCAUCACUUACAAGAGCCUAGGUAAUUAAGCAAGUGGAAGCAGUGAUAACGUAUCGCGACAACAACAAAGCAAGCGAAUCAAGACCCAUGUGCAAUCGUGACCUCGCUUACGAAGUUAAGGCACGUCACACAAAGUGAAAAGGAACUUCGGAUCACCCUGUCAUUUCAAUUGAUUGAAUUCUUAAGCAAGAAAAAAGGCAAAAAGAAAUUUUGCGUUCGCCGGGAAUCGAACCCGGGGCCCAUCGAAACGGUCAUUAUGGCAACGAUGGAUUUUACCACUAAACCCUAUGUGAUGUUAGAAUUGGAUCUGAUUCGUGAAAUCUGCUGAGAAACUUACACAAACGCUUGUUCUGACUCAUGUGUCAGGUGAAUUGAUGACGGCGGCUGCUUA